AUGGUGCGAAUAUCGACGCGUAGCAGCCAGACCCUCACGUUUCUCGACACCGAGGAGACGGACCUGAUCGGCGCGGAUACUCAGGGCAGCGAAUUCGACUUCUCGACUUCAACGUUGCCGUCGCAGAGUCAGACCCAGGCCUCGCAACACGACGCGACCCAGACACAGUCCAGUCAACCCGUUCAGGUAAAUGGAACAAAUGGUACUUCAUCGUUGGAUUUAAAAAUUUCUGGAGCAGCCCAAAGCCUUGCCGAGUUGCAAUUUGAGGAAGAGGAAGAGGAAGCAUAUUAUAAUCGUGAUUUACCUGAAUAUGCAUGUAAAUAUUGCGGUAUCCACGAGGCAUCAUGCGUGGUUAUGUGUAAUGUUUGCCGAAAAUGGUUCUGCAAUGGACGCGGUAAUACAUCAGGAUCACAUAUUAUCAAUCAUCUUGUUCGUGCUAAACACAAGGAAGUUACGUUACACAGAGAUGGCCCUCUUGGAGAAACUGUUUUGGAAUGUUAUUCCUGUGCUACAAGAAAUGUUUUUGUAUUGGGUUUUAUUCCUGCUAGAGCUGAUUCUGUAGUUGUGCUGCUUUGUCGCCAACCAUGUGCGGCACAGAGUUCUUUGAAAGAUAUGAAUUGGGAUCAAGAGCAAUGGAAACCUUUGAUUGAAGAUCGUAGCUUUUUAUCUUGGCUAGUGAAAAUUCCAUCUGAACAAGAGCAGUUGAGAGCUAGACAGAUCUCAGCACAGCAGAUUAAUAAAUUGGAGGAGUUAUGGCGAGACAACGUCGAUGCUACUUUCCAAGAUCUUGAAAAGCCUGGAGUAGAUGAGGAACCGCAGCAAGUUUUGUUACGCUAUGAGGAUGGUUAUCAGUAUCAAAAUAUUUUUGGUCCGCUUGUAAAAUUGGAAGCUGAUUAUGACAAACGGUUAAAAGAAUCUCAAACUCAAGAGAAUAUUGAAGUACGGUGGGAUGUUGGAUUAAAUAAGAAGACUAUUGCAUACUUUUUGCUAGCUAAAACGGAUGGUGAUAUGAAAUUGAUGCAUGGAGACGAAUUGAGACUCCGUUACUUGGGAGAACUUCAUAAACCUUGGUCCGGAAUUGGACACGUGAUUAAGAUCCCGGAUAAUUACGGGGAAGAAGUCGGAAUUGAAUUGAAAAAUAAUUCUGGAGCGCCAACAGAAUGCGUCAGUAACUUCGUUGUUGAUUUCAUUUGGAAGAGUACGAGUUUUGAUAGAAUGCAGUCUGCAUUACGCAAGUUUGCUGUUGAUGACACAUCCGUAUCGGCUUACAUAUAUCAUAGACUACUAGGUCAUGAAGUAGAAGAAGUUUUGUUCCGUUGUCAUCUCCCUAAGCACUUUAGUGCGCCAAAUUUACCCGAUUUGAAUAGAUCGCAGGUGUACGCUGUAAAACAUGCAAUACAACGACCCUUGUCUUUGAUUCAAGGACCACCUGGAACAGGUAAAACCGUAACGAGUGCUACCAUAGUUUAUCAAUUGGUAAAACAAAACGGUGGUCCAGUUCUUGUAUGCGCUCCUUCCAAUACUGCUGUCGAUCAAUUAACCGAGAAGAUACAUAAAUCAAAUCUGAAAGUCGUACGAUUAUGUGCCAAAUCACGAGAGGCCAUUGAUUCGCCGGUGAGUUUCCUCGCAUUGCAUAAUCAGAUAAAAAACAUGGAGACGAAUACUGAAUUGCAAAAGUUACAACAAUUGAAGGACGAGACUGGCGAACUUUCAAGCGUUGAUGAAAAACGUUAUAGACUCUUGAAGAAAGCGGCGGAAAAGGAGCUUCUGGAAGCAGCAGAUGUAAUUUGCUGCACAUGCGUAGGCGCUGGUGAUCCUAGAUUGCAUCGAUUAAAGUUUCAUUCUAUACUUAUCGAUGAGAGUAUGCAGGCUACCGAACCGGAGUGCAUGGUGCCUGUCGUUUUAGGAGCGAAGCAAUUGAUCCUUGUUGGUGAUCACUGUCAAUUGGGUCCAGUGGUGAUGUGUAAAAAAGCCGCCAGAGCUGGUUUGUCACAAUCUCUGUUUGAAAGACUGGUGGUGUUGGGAAUUAGACCUUUCCGUUUGGAAGUACAAUAUCGUAUGCAUCCUGAUCUUUCGCGAUUCCCAUCUAAUUUUUUCUACGAAGGUUCCCUGCAGAAUGGCGUUUGCGCUGACGAGAGAAAAUUAUUAAAGAUUGAUUUUCCCUGGCCUGCAGUAGACAAACCAAUGUUCUUUUAUGUCACGCAAGGUCAAGAAGAGAUAGCCGGAAGCGGAACAUCCUAUUUGAAUCGUACCGAAGCGUCUAAUGUGGAAAAAAUAACGACGCGAUUCUUACGUUGUGGUGUAAAGCCGGAACAGAUCGGAGUGAUAACCCCAUACGAAGGUCAGCGGGCUUAUCUUGUGCAAUACAUGCAGUAUCAAGGUUCUCUGCAUUCGAAACUGUAUCAGGAAAUUGAAGUAGCAAGUGUGGACGCUUUUCAGGGACGCGAGAAAGAUAUAAUAAUAAUGUCUUGCGUACGAUCCAAUGAACAUCAGGGUAUUGGGUUCUUGAAUGAUCCCCGAAGAUUAAAUGUGGCGCUGACUCGCGCGAAAUACGGUAUCAUCAUUGUAGGGAACCCUAAGGUACUUUCGAAACAGCCACUCUGGAACCAUCUGCUCAGCUUUUACAAGGAGCAAAAGGUGCUGGUCGAAGGACCGUUGAACAAUCUAAAGGAAUCCAUGAUCCAAUUUGCUAAACCAAAAAAACUCGUGAACGCGGCCAACCCAGGUUCGCAUUUCAUGUCCACGUCAAUGUACGAUGCUCGCGAAGCCUUGAUUCCUGGAUCAGUAUACGAUCGCUCUGGCACGCAGGUGAACGGCAUGCAGAAUCAUAAUCCAUACUAUCAGAGAAACGUGCCGCUCGACAUUUUCAGUCGCACCCACGAUACCAUCAGCUACAUCAGCCCGGAACGGGCGCAGGCGGCGAUGAACAACAUGCCGGUACCGCUGGGUAUGUUCAUGAACAUGGCGCACGUGCCGCCACGCUUUUAUAAUCAACAUCAACAGGCGUUGCAGGCGCGUCAGAAUCAAAGAAAUCGACGUGGUGCCGCCGCUUUGGUAAGAAACAAGUCCGGUCCGCGUAUGGGUAAGCUGAAUAGUCAAACAGAACAAAAUACGCAACCGUAUAGCCAACCGGGUCUGCCGCUGACCCAGGGUACGACGCAGGGUAUGUCUCAGCCCGGCUUCAGUCUCUCGCAGCCUGGUCUCAGUCAAGCGGAGCUCUCUCAGGAUUCGUUCGCCGUUGGUGAAUUCCAGUCCCAAAUGGACGGUCUGCUGUCGCAAGACUCAACCUAUCAGGGCGAUCGAAGUGGUUUCUAUCAAUCGGGCCAAUCGCAAGCCGGAGGACAAUUCUCGCAACCCUACUGAGCCGAGACCUACCUACGGCUGAGCAAAGCAAUUGCCAUGCCAUGAAGGCUCGUUCGACCAAUUCUUCUUCGACCAACAACCACAAAUCACUAACUGCGCAAAACGGUAAAACGGCUCGACGAUCGAGUACGAUAUUAUUGCAGCAUAUGCUCAUGUCGUCGACGUGAGAGAAAAGGGGAAUGUGAAAGGAGAACGAAAGUUCCAUAAGCUAAUUCGCCGUUGGCGGACUCCACCAUGGACGAAAACGCGCAAGGCUCAUGAUAAUCUACUGACUGUAACACACAAGUGCGACAAGGACGAACAAAGGACAUCCACACAGGCUGGAAAACGACAAACGACAAACCACCAAUCACCGUGAUCACGCGCUUACCGUGAACGGAUCAUUUUAUGGCGAGGAUGUCGCGUAAUGCUAGAAUUUAAAAAAAAUAUGUAUAAAAGAUAAAAAUAUAAAAUGUAAAAA
This is a messenger RNA of Formica exsecta, 3823 nucleotides long. RefSeq names its product regulator of nonsense transcripts 1-like. Gene Ontology annotation, molecular function: ATP binding; RNA helicase activity; hydrolase activity. Bases 1 to 3363 code for a protein of 1120 amino acids. The transcript has 5 exons. Gene Ontology annotation, biological process: nuclear-transcribed mRNA catabolic process, nonsense-mediated decay. Gene Ontology annotation, cellular component: cytoplasm. NCBI's taxonomy places the organism in Eukaryota, Metazoa, Arthropoda, Insecta, Hymenoptera, Formicidae. The record is from RefSeq and is a predicted model, not a curated record.